This is a messenger RNA of Pezoporus occidentalis (night parrot), 4800 nucleotides long. Its product is annotated as centromere protein J-like. Gene Ontology annotation, biological process: centriole elongation; cilium assembly. NCBI's taxonomy places the organism in Eukaryota, Metazoa, Chordata, Aves, Psittaciformes, Psittacidae. Gene Ontology annotation, molecular function: tubulin binding. Gene Ontology annotation, cellular component: centriole; centrosome. The record is from RefSeq and is a predicted model, not a curated record.
AAGAUUUACUAUGUCAGUAUGGCACAUUUUUCAUGAUGGUUUUUAUUGCACAACCCUAAUAUGGAUUUCAAAAAGCAGGACAUGGAAUCAGAUGCUUUUAAGGAGGAAGACCAUAUGUCACAGCACACUGCUAGUGAUCUGACAAGCAUGGUACCAUCUUCCAAUAUAAUAAUUGAUAAGGUCAUGCCUUCUUUUACCUCAGGUUGGGUUGAGAAUAUGAGUGAGUCCUCCAGCAAGAAGUGUCCACUUUUAUACAGUUCAGAAGCCAGUGCUAUGGCGGGCAACAGUAAUGUCUCAGCAGAUAACUUGGGCCACAACCAAGCUUUUCAGCAUGCAAGCGAGUUACAUUAUUUGGCCAGCUCUGAUUUUUUCUCUCAAAAGUUGGCUUCCAGUGAAACCCAAGCUGGAAUUCAUGAUGCAAAUGACACCUUAGAAAUGUUGACUCCUCCUCUGCUCCCUGCCACAGAGCGUGGGGUGAACUAUUGUGCUUCCACCUACAAAAACACAGAACAGACUCCAGAGCAGCAGGACCAGAUGAUGAGGCAGCAGAUGGAGCAGCUGCGAAGGCUGGUGGCUGAACAGCAGAAAAUUAUUGCACUUUACAACCCAGGCUUUUCUAUUUCUCACCUAGUAGCCACAAUGCCACCCCUUCUGUGCUGUCCAGCUACUGCCAUUCCUGUCCAGUUCCCAACAGAAAGUUCUUCCCAAGUUGAGCGCCUGGAGCACUUACAGACCUCUCCCUUGGCAAUGUGCUCUGCUCAGCAAAGCAGAUCUCCACUGCUCAUGCCAAAUGAGAGCAGUUCAGAAAUCUCAGGAGACCACAUGCACCUUUCAGAUUCAGGGAUAAGCACAGAGCCACUGCUUCAGCAUACUGAGAGCCCCACAAAAAAACUUGCCAGACAAAAUGCUCAAGAAGAAAACAGAGAAGAAAACAAAGAGAACAGUCAAUUAGAAGAAAGGAGUUUCCCUGAAAUUUUUUCUGAUGUCAAAGAACAAAGAGAACAAAUAAAGGAGAAGAUUCCUCCAUCUCCCUUUGACGCAGAGGCAAAGAUGAAGACUGGAAACAUAGAAGACAGGCCAGUCACACCAGAAAUUGGUAUUAGACAGAAUACUUCUGAAGAAUUUGUUGAAGAACAACUUGAAGUAGACAAUCACCUCCUAGAAAAACAGCAGGAGCACCAGAGCAAGGCAAAAGUAACAACUCGGAAGGCUUUUCUGAAACGAAAAGAUGGUAUGGCAAGGCUCAGAAGAAAUAAACAGAAACCUUUAAAAGACGACAACAAGCAUUCCAGAAGAGCUGGUUUGGAUUGCUCAGGUCAUUUCUCCCAGCCUGGCCAAGUGAAUGCAGGUGUACUGCACCUAGGGGAAUGCUCUCACUUCAGUCUUCAGGUCAGUGGCUCCAGGAAGAUUGGUACACAUGAAAAUAAGGCAGACAAUGCUUCAGCUGAGUGGGAGUUAAAUUCUCAGACUGACUGUGAAGCAAAAAUAGUAGAGCAAAGUUUAGAAGAAAAACAAGUGAUCAGGAGAGAUGAAAACACAAAUCCCACUGGCUCACCACAGAAAAGGUGGCCUGAAAUCCUGCAACCAAGUCCAGAAACAUUAAUGGAAAUGAACCUGCAAGUAGGCGAGGAAAAGGAAAAUCGUCAUAUGGAUUCUCUUGGGCAAGCAGGCAGAACUGAUGGAAGACCUGUGCAUGGUACCCUGAAAAAGCACCUAGGUAGGGUGGAUUGGCCUCUAAGGGGUCAUCACACAGAAGGAGCAAAAAACCCCUUGGAGGUCCUGCAAAAGCGUUCUCUACUACAGGGUUUAAAACCAGAUCACAUCAAGGAAUCACAGUGGAGUGCAGACCCUGCGUUCACACAGGGUGAGAAGUGGGCUCGGGCUUGCACACAGGAACCUGUUUCAGGGAGCCAGAGCUCAGAAAGCAAAAGACAAAUCAAUACUGGGUUUAAGAUGGUCAAUGAUAAGAUAGUAAAAAUGACAUGUAGCUCACCUGAGGCUGUGGAGAAGGGAAGCUCAUCCUCAGCCUUGAAGCAGGACUGGCAAAGGAAAGGGAGAGCUGCCUCAGCAUGGUAUGUUGCAUCUUCAUCCUGUGAAUCAAGCUGCUUAUCCUCCAGCAGCGAUGAUGACUCCAAAUCUCACCAUGCUCGGUAUCCCUCCCAGAAUGGGCCUCAGGGAGUAGAUCAUACUUGUGCACAUUUGGAUCUCUCUGAUGGUGAUUAUGCUAGUGAUGAGCCCAGUGGAACUAAAAUAAAGUAUGUUAAAAAAUACAGCAUGUCACCCCCAAGGAAACAAGAUAUUCAAGGGAUCUCAAGACAAGAUUUCUCCUGCAGCACAAGCAGCAGCGAUUCCAGUACCAGGGCUGCCAGACUGAAAGAGAGCAAGGCUUGCUCUUCUCUUCAGCAGUCUUUAUAUUAUCCCACAAAAUUGAAAAGGAGGGAGCAUGAGCCUGAAUCAAAGAAUGAGAAUAGGGCCAAGGAUGUUAAAAGCCUACAUCUGCCACCCUCAACACUGUCUGGUGAGAUUCCUGCUUUCAAGAUUAAAGAAACCUCUGCAGUGGAGGAAUCUCAGAAAAAGCUGUUUAGAGACAGAUUAGAUGUGUUUAUAGAAGAAACCCAGAACGUUGUUACCAGAGGAUUAGAGACUGGCGUAUGUCGCAGAGGAACCCCUCCAAUGACUAAGAUGAAGGAAGAACAAGAGAAAGCAACACAUUUGCACAGAACACAAAUGGACCAGCUCAACAUUGUUCGGAGCCAGGAACCGACUCAUUCUUUGGAAUACAACAGGGACCAAAUUCACCCGCCGCAGGAAGAAAACAUUGCCCAUAGCAAGUUCAAAGGAGCAGCUAGUGUCACUGAAGAAACAAAAUCAGAAGAAAUACAAAUAUUAAAACAGCAGAUUGCUGGACUGCAGGAAGAAUUCAAGAGAAAUGAGUCCUGCUGGCAUGCUGCCUAUAACAAGCUGAGAGACCAGGUUGAGAUGCUGACCAGGCAGAACACAAAGCUUCUAGAUGGGCUCAGAGUUUCAGAACAUCAGAGGUGGAAAGAAGAAAAGCACCCAGAAGCUGUGAAUUUCACUGACAGAAAAUCAGAGACACCGGUUGCAGAAGCUAUUCUGCGAGAGACAGCAUCUUCAUCCAAACAAGAAGGGAGAUCACGGAGAGAUAAUCACAAAAGUUACCAUAUGUCUUACAUGGGACCGAAGACAUCUUUGCAAAGACACUUCUUCAGAGAUGCAAAUAGUGAAACAAUAAAAAGCUCUGUGCAAAGGGAUGAUCCUUUAAGAUCGAUGACAAAGGAGCAUCAGGAAAAGAAACCAUCUAACUGCUCUUUUGGCAGAAGCACAACACCAACUGGCAGGAAGACACAUCACCGAGGAAGACUGACACCUUUUGAACCAGAAAAAGUUGUACAUCAACCUUCUCCUGCUGGGAGAAGAAUAGAUGACAGGAAAUCACCUGGAGCUGUCUCACAUCUGAGUGUUGGUUUUAAGGAGCCUAACUCAUCUUCCUAUGUAAAAGGCAGGUCUUUACCCAUUUCAUAUAGCUCAGAAGACAUGUUCCUCUCACAUAACGACAGCAAUGACACUUGCAGCUUUGCGCUCUGCAGUAACAUUGAAGAAACAGAGAAAGAAGAGACUCUUAACCUUCAAAAGACAGAAAAAAUGUUAAAACCUCAGAAUAAAGUGGCUUUUGUGACCACACACAGGAGAAGUGGCAUAACUGCAUAUGACAACAAAGUAUCUACAGACAGUUCUACUGCUUUUGUGGAUGCUGAAACAAAGCCUCCAAAAUCAAUACUAUCUAGAAGGUCAAUGCUACAUCAAGACAGAAGAAUAAGUGAAGAAGAGGUGCAGGAAAAAACUGAGUAUCGUGAUGGAAAGGUAGAAGAGGUGCUUACUGAUGGACGUCGAAUCAUCACUUUCCGCAAUGGUACUAAAAAAGAGAUCAGUGCUGACAAAAGGAUGACGACAAUUAGCUUUUUCAAUGGAGAUGUAAAGAAGAUCAUGCCAGAUCAAACAGUGAUUUAUUAUUAUGCAGAUGCACAGACAACCCACACUGCUUAUCCAGAUGGCCUGGAGGUGCUGCAGUUCCCUAAUAAUCAGAUAGAAAGACAUUAUCCUGAUGGCACAAAAGAAAUUGUGUUCCCAGAUCGCACAGUGAAAUGCCUCUAUAGCGAUGGAUUCAAGGAAACUUUUUUCCCAGAUGGUACAGUAGUAAAAGUAGAAAAGAAUGGAGAUAAAAUAGUGGUAUUCAGUAAUGGCCAAAAGGAGAUUCACACUGUGCAGUUCAAGAGGCGGGAGUACCCAGAUGGCACUGUGAAAACUGUGUACUGCAAUGGCAGACAGGAAACCAAGUACUCCACUGGACGGGUUCAAAUCAAAGAUGAGGAGGGUAAUAUCAUCCUGGAUAAGAAAUGAUUCCUCCCCUCAAGGGGCUACACUCUACGUAAGUAGCUCAACUUGUUUUCUUGGCAGUUCAGAAUUGUUAGGAAGAUUUAAGCCUUAUGAAAAUAAAUGGGUGGAACCAUAGGGCUGUAAUUCACUUUGUGUCAGUGACUGGUGCUUAGUUCAGAAUAAACUUACCCAAAUUAAAUGUCUCUUGGGUAAGACUUGAAGGAGAUGCAGUCAUGUCCUCUCUGUGUAUGUAAUGUUUAGAUAAAUGCCUGUAAUAUUUCUCAUCAAAGUGUUUUUUUCAAGAUACUGAUCACACUUUCCCUUGUUUCUCUGCUAAUUAGUUACAAAAGUGACUACAACAAAGAAGCUUGGAAUAAGAAGCUUUUGAAUUUUAGUUUAUGUUGC